GCGUGCUCUGUGGACCGGGUUUCGCUUCCGGUGACCCCCUCCCUCCCGCCCGGUGGCGCCAGGAUCAAGGUCCACAGGGAGUCGCGAUGCUCCUGCGCUCGGUCGUGGAGACGUUGCCCUGGCGCAAUAUGGUUCACUCACCCAGGAUAAUGGCGCCUGGGGGCCUGUGGGCCAGUGGCCUGGUGCGGCCCCUUGCACCGGGCCGGAUGCAAGGCCGCUUCAUGGCCCACCAGAGCUCGCUGUCCCAUCUACCGGUGCCACCACUCGUGGACACGUUGACUCGCUAUGCAGACGUGGUGGCUCCGCUCGCCGGAGAAGACUCUACACAGAUGGAACAUACCCGUCGCUUGCUGCGGGAGUUUGCGCAGCCAGGAGGAGUGGGAGAGGUGCUGCAGGCCGGGCUGGAGCGUCGUGCUCGUGAGCGCGAAAACUGGCUCUCGGACUGGUGGCUGCUGACGGCCUAUCUGGAAUACCGUCUGCCUGUCGUGGUGCAUUCGAGUCCGGGGGUGGUGCUGCCCCAUCAGCCCUAUCGCGAUGCACAUGGACAGCUCUGGUUUGCUGCGCAGCUGAUUGCCGGGGUGCUCGACUACAAGGCAAUGGUUGACAACGAGUCUCUGCCAGUGGAGCACCUGGGAGGUCGCCCGCUCUGCAUGGACCAAUACUAUCGGCUCUUCUCAUCGUGCCGCGUGCCGGGCCUCCCGCGUGACUCGGUGCGCAACGUUGCGCGUGACGCCUAUCCGCCGAAACACAUUACCGUGGCCAGCAAUGCUCACUUUUACCACAUGGAAGUGUAUGGAGCCGAUGGCAAAGUGCUGGAUGUGGAAAAUCUGUAUGAACAGCUGAAGAACAUUCGUACCCACUCCCUGGGCCUUGCCCCUGGGGUCGUGGGGCUGCUCACUGCCCAAGACCGGGACAGCUGGGCCAAGAUCUACCAAGUGCUCACUGCAGACGAGAAGCACCGGGGCAGCGUGGACGCGGUAGAACGCAGUGCAUUCGCCUUGUGCCUGGACGGGCCCGGCCAGCGCCCCGAGUGGGACAUGAGCCUCGCUGCGGCACAGAUGUUGCAUGGAGGCGGCAGCGCGCUGCACAGUGCCAACCGCUGGUUUGACAAGACCUUGCAGUUCAUAGUUGGAGAUGGCGGCACAUGCGGCCUCAUAUAUGAGCACGCGCCGGCCGAGGGCCCGCCCAUCGUCGCGCUCGUCGACCAUGUGGUGGCCUACUGCGAGAAAUCCAGGCAGCAAACGGCACCCACAACCUCGCAGGGAGCCCCGGUGCACGGAGCGGAGCCACGGCACCUGCAGUUCUCCCUGAGCCCUGAGCUACUCGCGCUUGCAGCUGAGGCCAAAGUCGGCCUGGACCAGCUGGUUGCAAACUUGGAAGUAGAGUGCUUUGUGUUCAAGAAUUUUGGCAAAGGCUUCCCAAAGUCACAGAAACUCAGCCCGGAUGCUUUCAUACAAAUAGGGCUGCAGCUUGCUUACUACAGGUUGUAUGCACAGCCCUGUGCCACCUAUGAGAGUGCCUCGCUGCGGAUGUUUCGCCUGGGACGCACGGAAACGAUUCGUUCGACCUCACGCCACUCGCUCGCCUUCUCACGAGCCAUGGGAGACCCCAACUGUGACAGGCAGACCAAAGUACAGCUCAUGAAAAAAGCAAUCCAGGCUCACCGUGAAUACACAACCCGGGCUAUUACAGGGCAAGGCGUGGACCGGCAUCUGCUGGGGCUGAAGCUGCAGGCACUGGAGGAAGGGGUCCCACUGCCCGAGAUUUACUCGGACCCUACCUACCAGGCAGCCAUGCAUUACCGCCUCUCCACGAGCCAGGUUCCGGCCAGGACAGAUUGCGUCAUGUGCUUUGGGCCAGUGGUUGAGGACGGCUAUGGUGUUUGCUACAACCCCAUGGAGAACCACAUCAACCUGGCAGUGUCUGCCUUCCGUUCCUGCCCAGACACCUCUGCAGCCCGUCUGGCCCAGGCUCUGCAUCAAGCCCUACUGGAUAUGCAAGAGCUGGCACUAAACAGCCCAGUCUCUAAGCUUUGAGCGAAUACUCUAAGAUUUAAACCGUGCAUCUCUGCAAGUGUGAGUGUUGCCUUAGCAUGGAGAUGGAAAACGUUUGUUGUUAGUGGUGAUGAAAACCAUCCACAACCAUUUUAAAACAUUGUUCAAUUUAUAAGGAAAUCCGUUUUCAGCCUGUGGAAUUGUGUGCCGGUUAAAAUCAAUGCAAGCCAUCGACUCAUCUUCGUCAGAUACUGUUUACAGCGGUAGUGCAAUCUGAACUACCAAUCGCUGCCUUGGCCACAGUGGCCCCACCAGCAUAGCCACCACCACUCAUCCUAGUGGAAGCUGUGCGGUGGCCACAUUCGUACCGAGUAAUUAGCCUGCUGCUGCGUCGUAUGUCACUGACAUCUGAACACCACUACAGAUUUAGAUAUUGGACAUUCAUCAUUGCCAGCCAUUCUUAAUGGAGUAUAACACUCACGGGUCACAUGGUUGUUUUAAAUGAUUGGUCGUGUCUGUGGAAUUGCAAUCAAUUCUAAGGAAAAAACGAUUUCAAAUUUAUGCGAACUAAAUAAUUACUAUCUUGAUUUGAAGCUUUCGUGACUGCAGGAAUCCAUACUCUUUGGUUCUUUCGAUAAAGUCACGUAGGUAGAAAAAAUAAUAGAUCACGAUGUUUCGAUCGCCACACAAGACGAUUGCUUGUGUGGCGAUCCAAACGUCGUGAUCUAUCGCCACACAAGACGAUUGCUUGUGUGGCGAUCCAAACGUCGUGAUCUAUUAUUUUUUCUACCUACGUGACUUUAUCGAAAGAAGCAAAUAGUAUAAAUAAUUACUGACAUUGAUUUGUGUAAAAUGUACCUUUUUGAGUAUUUAAUUUGGAGCUAUCGUUUGCUAUUGGAACAUGUUAUGUCUGAUUGUAUUUAGUAACUUGGCUUUGAAGUUUGAAAAUAAAACUGCCUGCAUUGGUCGUUAAGCGUG
Molecule: messenger RNA, 2972 nt
Organism: Petromyzon marinus (sea lamprey)
Lineage: Eukaryota; Metazoa; Chordata; Hyperoartia; Petromyzontiformes; Petromyzontidae
Product: carnitine O-acetyltransferase-like
Biological process (GO): carnitine metabolic process, CoA-linked
Cellular component (GO): peroxisome
Molecular function (GO): carnitine O-acetyltransferase activity
Source: RefSeq, a predicted model, not a curated record